Messenger RNA from Pocillopora meandrina, 4199 nucleotides. Lineage: Eukaryota; Metazoa; Cnidaria; Anthozoa; Scleractinia; Pocilloporidae. The record is from the annotation of a GenBank genome assembly.
CACAGCAAUUCGGAGCCCUAGCAACACACCAAUUGUUUGGGUUGCCAGAAAGGUAAAUGAUUUCCCUCAAGGAUACAGUCCACAGCGAUCGCGUACAUAAGAGCCGUCGUUGCAGCGAUCAACUGGUCAGCGGUGAAAUUCGUCGGCAUUUGGUAAACAAACAUGGCGGAUCGGCAGUUGUGGUUGUAACGGCCGCUUGCUUCACAAAAAAUGGGAAGUGUGUCCAGGGAAUCCUUUACUUUGUAGCGGAGGACUUUGUUACGAAUUUUUUUUAUUAACUUUGCAAGAAAGAGUGAUGCUUGGACAGAAUGGGCGCGAAGCGAACAAGAAGAAUAACCAUCUGGCAAACCUUGCCCCUGAAGAAUUUCACACGUGUUUAUUUUCGACCCAUGCCAGAUUGUGAUAUUUCUCGCCGACUUUGAAGUGACCACAGCUUUUCAAUACGAUCAAAGCAAAAGUCCCACCAGAUUUGAAUUUGGAAGCGUCUGUUCGCGGUGUGACAUUCAUAUCUCCACGUGUUUUACCGUGAUCGUCCUUGGCGUCCGUUUUAACUUUCAGUUUCGUCCUGUUCAGCUGAGUUCUGUUUAGUUUUGAUUUCCGAAAAUGCCAAAGCACAGGUACGUUGUUGUUGACUGGGGAUCGUGGGGAGUGGAGGCGCAGAGUUCCUCGAAGAUCAUCGUUCGUGAUCCCUUCAAUGUGAGAGAAGGAGAUGAAUGUUCACUGCAAGGAACAGAUCCAGCGACAAAGAGACCCAUGUUGUUUCAGGGACAUGUUCUUGCAGUAUUUGGUGAGUUUAUACACCCAGUAUUUUUCUCAAUUACAUUGAUUUUCGUUUUGAAGUGCUACAAAUGGUUGGUAAACCCGUUUUCUUUCGAAUUCCUUGGUUUGAUCUUCGAAUUGCGGUGAUUUCGCCAACGAGUGAUUUCGCCAACGUCACGUUCGCCAACGUCCUUGUUUGCUUCGCCAACGCGAUGAAUCGCUUGCUGGUCACUUCGCCAACGCCAAAUGUCUAGUAAUAACUUAGUAAUAGCUUAGUAAAAAGGGUGCUUACUGAUACUUCGGAUAUAAUGCUGAUACUUGGGUCAGAACAAUUUUAAGUUAAUGCUAGUUUCGCUUGGCUGACUUCCAAACAAUUUGCAUAUUUUUGACAGAUCCAGCAAAAGCCGGCGUGUGAGCACUAACAUCGCGGUAAUUUAAAACUGUUGAAUAACAAACUCCGAUGGCUUCCAAAUGUGUUCCAAAAAUGUAUAACUCAAAAUUUUACUUGAAAAAUGCGUUACGAUGUGAAUUAACGAGUUAACAUUUUUCAGAAACAAUCAGAGUUUGUUUUCCAGCCUUCAAAACGAGUCAGAAAUAAAAUAUAACAUGUAUAAUAUCAACAACAUUUUAAUAACAAUACGUACUUUUAUAAAUAUUUACAAGUGCAAAAUAUUUUAGUGGAAAACCUAUUUACAAAAUGCACGGAUUUUAAGUAAGUUCAUUUUAAGUAAGUUCACUGUCAGAUGAUAUAAGAAACUAAAUAACAUUGGUCACGGUUCAGUUUUGGUCAGCGUUAUGAGUUUUUUUUUACUUUUAGAUGUCUUCUGUUAGGUGUAAGAUAAGCAACAACAGUUGUAUAAAAGAGAAAUUAGAUCCUCCAUCAACUUAUAAUCCUGGCCCAGGUCUCUACUUUUUAGAGUAUCAGAGUAUAUAUAAGUAAAUAUAACUUACCAGUGUUACACAUUCGAUGGUUCCAGCGAAAACAUCCAUCGCACUGAACCGCUUGCUGCCGAGGCCAUACCAGUUCGUGACAAACAAUACAGUUUAAAAUCUGCGCAGUAGCCAUCCUGAUAUUAAUAGUAUUCCGAGAUAAAGGUUUCCGAGAUAAUUCGUUAUGAGUAGUAGAGUGUGUCGUAAUCGUAUGAUUGAAAUGAACAUUCUUCGCAUGCCAGUGUGUUUUAUACACUUUGAAGGAUCAAAAUAUCAUACCAGUUAGUUUCAAGCAAUUGGAUUGGUUUAUUUAGAACAAUAGGGUAAAAUUAACAAGUUUUAACACAAUGAGUUUACGCGUCUAUUCAUAUGGUAAUAUACAAGCGUGUGUUUCUUGUAAUACUUAUAUACUCUUGAUCGAAGUUAUAAUAUGCGCUGGAGUUAUAGAAUUAGUAGUAGUAGUAGUCUACAAUGUAUUUAUAUAAAUCUCUGUUCUAGAAGUCUCAAAGGUAAUUAUAUAAAUCUCUGUUAUCGACAAAUAAACCUUAUAGAAGAACUUAAGGAAAAGGUUGCACACACGCGACUUUAUUGCUCUAAGUUAAAUUCAGCAACGUACAGCGCCGGUGACGUGUGGCGUGCCAUGCAUUUAUGUGGGCCCACUGUGUUUUAAGUUGCGCGUACAAGAGAAGGAAACUAAGUCCGAACAAAAUAACGGAAGGAAACUAAGUCCGAACAAAAUAACGGAAGGAAACUAAGUUCGAACGGGGAAAUUAAGUCAGCUCAGUCAAGUAAAUAACACACAGAAGCAAGAAGAAGUAAUGGUAAAUUUUUAUUUAGAGUAAACUAAUACAUUGGCAAAGUGACCAGUAGGACAUUGGCCAAGCGACUCAUCGCGUUGGCCAAGCGACCAAAGACAUUGGCGAACGUGACGUUGGCGAAAUCACUCGUUGGCGAAAUCACCAGAUACCUGAUCUUCACAUCACUGCUCGUUAAAACAUAAAUCUCAAGAAUUUUGACUUCAAACAGGUUUUCGAUUUUGAUGGUUCUUUUCAUUCUUAGCUUUAUGUCUAUGCUCUCUUGUUAAUAUCUUUUUCAUGUCAAAACUAUAGUCAGGAGACAUUGGUCAAGUUAAUAGAGGAUGCUACCGAUGCAAAGUCAGCUGUGGAGGCACUAGCAAGGCAGCUGUUCUCAAGUGAGGAACUGCAGAAUUCAUCAGUCGCUGGCUUUCAGUGCAAUAAAGAUUAUGAAGCAAGACCAGGCCUGAGUCCAUCAAGGUGGAGCCUUUUAGAAAGUGAGUUAAUUUUUAAAGGUGUAUUUCUUUAAUUAUUUAUAUACACCUAUAUGUGCUCACUGUUUUUGGUUUUGUGUCACAGGUCUUGGCUGCAUUUCCUUGACUUUUGUUUAAAAAAUAUAUGCAUUAGACAUUGAUGGAAGCUGAAAGAAAAGUUCUAAUCAUUAUGGCCACAUGUCAAAAUACUGCACAUACAUACUGUCAUACUACAUGCUGUCAAAUGGUCAACAUUUCCAACUACAUUUGCACUUCAAAUAACAUAGGCAAACCAGCUUACAUGUAUGUGUUUACAGCCUUUUUGCCACUCAAUUAAAAUUACCUGAAGAUUCAUUUGGGAGGGUGCAGUUCAUAGAUUGUGCCAUUUGGCGCGUGGAAUGGAGUGCAAGGGAGUAUCUACAAACAGAACAAUUGCAGCCUCCUGAAUGAAUCAGCACAUAAUAUGAAUUGGGUGGCAACAAGGAUGCACACAUGUAAGCUGACUGCAUCUAUUUACUGGUUUAAAUUCAGCAAUUAAAAAUUCAGUAAUGAACAUAUGAUUAAAAAUAAUUCAAGUUCUUUCAGGAAGAGUUCCCCUGUAUAAUUUAUGUUUUUCAUGAUACAGUUUCAAAUGUAACAUGCUUUUUACUUAAACUGCUUGCAUUUACUUUUUCCUUUUUACAGGUAUUGUGCUAAGGAAAGGAUUCACUGCAGCUACAAGGUCAUCUGUGAGAAAGAAACUUGGCCUGGUUCUAAAGAAGGCCAGAGCAAAUAAAGAAAACAAGGCCAGAGCAAAUAAAGAAAACAAGGCCAGAGCAAAUAAAGAAAACAAGGCCAGAGCAAAUAAAGAAAAAAAGGCCAGAGCAAAUAAAGAAAACAAGGCCAAAUGCAUAGGACAAGAACAGAGAAAGCUCUAGGAAACAUUUUAUUGUGCAUGUUUUUUUUUUAUCAAAAAAGACAAUGUUUUUUCAGUUCAGGACAGGCAUAGCAACAAAGAAAAGACUUUAUGUAACAUAUAUUUUGGAUAAUUCAUUUUUACUGUAUAGAAUUUCAAAUAAAUUUGUUCAGGGUAUUGCUGGCAAAAAAAAGCACUAUUCUUGUUUUUGUUGGGCAUGUGGAUGCUACAAACAAAAAGCCUGUUAAGAUUCAUGGUAGAUUACAGACUUGGUCUUGUUUGAUACAUCUAAUAAAUUAGUUGCAAGUAAAAGUUAUUAUAGUCAUUAGUCAGAGUGAAUCAUCAUGA